AACCUAUAUAAGCAUCUCCAUUCCGAGUUUUAUUAAAAGUACUACGAGUAAUAAUUAUUAUUUUACACCAAAUAAGCUUUAAAAUAAUAAAGCAAGUUGCUGAAAUUUGGCCUCAAAUACGUUCCUUAAUAACAUGCGCAAACGCGGUGUUGCGUAGCAUACAACGAGCAUUCAGAGCUAUUUGGUGAGUUUCCGUUUGCCUGGGCACUCACACCGUGAGCUUUCGCUCAAUCCUAUAAAACUCGCUGCGUACGCAAAACUUUCCGAGCAUUCCGACAGGAACUCACUGCACUAACACGCUUUCGUUCGUCGACACCAGUUUAGGUGGUACAAAAAGUGAUGAUAAUGAAAUAAUGUUACAAAUAUAUUGGUCGUUCUUCAAUUAUUUAAUAAAAUAGAAGUUAUGCGAUUUUUUGCUGAGGUAUUCGUCCUGACCAUUGUACAUGAUGUACACAAUUUCAUGUGAACACCGUUUUGUACGCAAAAUGCAUAAAACAUGUAAACGCUAUUCAAACGCAAUCACAACGCACCAAACAGACACGAGGGUACGAACCCUUCAUUUCAAUUAAACGAUUCAAACACUUGCAUAGACUAGUACCGGUGUCAUCUUAUCACUUUCAAUACGUCAAGAAGUGUUUUCGUUUGCAAACGAGUGAAAUCAACGGUUAAAAUAAUUAAAAUACUUCUCUUUAACCACAGACAAACCUUUCACCGUACGGAAUUUACCCGAAACUUCAAAUUGCCAUCCACAAGCCAUGCAACGCAUUCAAAAUCCAGCUAAGGUCGCCCUUCGGCAGCGUAUCAAGCAGAAGCUGCAGACCCUUACACCCGACGAACGUCAGCGACAAUCGGGCAUCAUCAUCGACAAGGUUAUGGCGCUUCCGUUCUACGAGCGCUGUCAAAGGAUUAGUGUCUAUCUCAGUACCGACACCGAAGUCAACACAAGGCCCCUGCUGGAGCGGAUGUUUCAACAACGGAAACAGGUUUUUGUGCCAACGUACAACAGGAGUGCAAUGAAAAUGGUUCGAAUCAAUGAUAUGGAGGAUUACGACCGGCUACCGAUGACCACGUGGAAUAUCAAGCAGCCCGCAUUCGACGACGCAACACGCGAGGAUGGUCUCUCAACAGGUUUGGAUCUAAUCAUCCUGCCCGGUGUGGCUUUUACCAAAGCAGGUGGGCGCCUCGGUCACGGUGGUGGGUAUUAUGAUCGAUUUUUGAAGGAGUACUUUGGCAAACACCCUAACGCACCGCAGCACACCACCCAUCUGGUGGGGAUUGGAUUUUGCGAACAAAUUGUGUCCGCUGACGGGCUGCCGUCCGACGCGCACGACGUAUCGAUUGAUUGUAUUCUAACUGCGGAUUGAAUAAUGUAGCCGUUUUCAGUGGUUUAAUGUACGUUUACUUUUACCUUGCCUGUUGCAUACUCAACAAUUUUAAUUAAUUAUUGCUAGGUUUUACAGGCCUUUUUGUGUUAUGUUUUUUUUGGUCGUUCAAGAAACAUACAAACAUUCAAUUCACUACAAUCUAAAGCUGGGUUUACGUUGUUCAGACUUCAAACAUCCUUUUACGGGUUUACAAUCAUUUUUUAGAAAAUUUGCAAUUUAUUAAAUUUUCCCCCGUAUUUACCGUACUUACCGUGUCUACUGUUGAGCAACACAAUAAUUAAAUAAAUCGUUCGGACACCAAAUAAGCUUAUCGGUCUUUUUAAUUUUAUUGCUCUUUCCGUAUUCGUUCAUUUCGUCCUGCGCAAGACAUUUGCCUAUUUACAAUACAUUUUAAACGUAUGCGUAACCUUCCCUAACCAGGAUAACGCCAUGCAUAACGCUUG
Molecule: messenger RNA, 1828 nt
Organism: Anopheles funestus (African malaria mosquito)
Lineage: Eukaryota; Metazoa; Arthropoda; Insecta; Diptera; Culicidae
Gene: Mthfs
Product: 5-formyltetrahydrofolate cyclo-ligase
Exons: 5
Coding region: 756-1364 (202 amino acids)
Biological process (GO): tetrahydrofolate interconversion; folic acid-containing compound biosynthetic process
Cellular component (GO): mitochondrion
Molecular function (GO): 5-formyltetrahydrofolate cyclo-ligase activity
Source: RefSeq, a predicted model, not a curated record